Molecule: messenger RNA, 1683 nt
Organism: Mycena indigotica
Lineage: Eukaryota; Fungi; Basidiomycota; Agaricomycetes; Agaricales; Mycenaceae
Exons: 3
Coding region: 1-1683 (560 amino acids)
Source: RefSeq, a predicted model, not a curated record
AUGCAGUCGCAACAAUACGACCACGGCUUGCCCAUCCAAGCAGGCUUGGGCCCGAUUGUCAACGUGAGGGCCAACGCGACUGCCCCACGUGCGGGCUUGGGCCGCGACACGACGACCGAUCGUGUGAAGGCUUUGGACGCGUCUGGGGGUCUUGCCACUCCCUCUAAUUCGCACUUCAAUCGUUCUUCUGACGAGGAGGACGAUGUGGACGAUACGAGAGGGCUGUUUAGCGACGAUUUCGACAUGGACGAGCUCGAGGAGGUGGAUAACGAGGAGGGUACGGGCGAGGAGACCACGAGCGUCGAGACGAGGGAGCUACAGCACGACGAGUUGGAUUUCGAGGAGUUCGAGCGUCGCCUUAACGAGGAACUCGGAGGCGAAGGCGAAACGAGGGAGUUGAAUUGCAACGAUUUUGACUGUGGGGAUCUGUUGGAUGCUGAAGGGGAGAACGACAAAGACAUCGGGCCCGAUUUUCCCCAACCCAGUCCCUCUGAUGAUGCUUUACCACCCGCACCCCCUUCUUCCCAGCUCGAUAUCAUGAUACCCCCAACAACAAACUUAGACUACUCAGGCCAACUAUUGGUCGAGCCACUCCAACUGGCCGCGACAGACGAUAUAGGCGGGCCUCGAGAAGACGACGAGGUCGAAUCAUUCGCUGGGCAUGGUCAGUCAAUGCCCAACUACGAAUAUGUCUCACCCGAACUCAUGGCGGGUUAUGCUCCUCCCACUGGUCCGCCAUUCAACGAGCAAUAUUCCCACUGGCCGCAGCCUGCGCCGGCAGCACCCGCGCAAUAUGCUUUCCCUUCUGGGGGACAUCAUCCGGCUGCGCCACCGCAUUACGACUCCAACUAUGCUUCUCAGCAAAGUUAUUAUGCUCCACCACCUCCUAUGCCUAUGCCGCGUUCCUACGACGCUUAUUACCGACCGCAACUCCCAAAUACUGCUAACGUAGCGGUUAACCCGCACCAGCAGUACCGAUAUCCCGCUCCGCAAUAUCUGCAGGCGCUUGCUGCCGGACCACAGUAUGCGCAAGCUGCCUCAAACUAUCCACCUCCGCCGCCUCAGCGUUACGGUUACAGCCACAACAAUGCGGUCUUUCCAAAUGCGGGUCCUCAAAAUUUUUACCCCAUGCCUCCCCCCUUGCACGCGGACGCGCACAGUGCCUACCAACCAGACCAGCAAUUAUAUCCCCAGCAACAGCAAGCUGCUUGGGCCGCAACGCCUCGAACUGCGCUCCAAGUUCCUUCGCGAAAUGCGAAUGCUAACACCAUCCCCGUCGCGGUCGCGGGCAGGGAGAACCAGUUUCGGUAUUCGCCGUACCCGUCGCAGCCGUCGACUGCUGCCGCCCAGAUGACCGCCGACCGGGCAUCGCAGCUCUGCCCACCAAAUACAAGGCCCGGCGGCCACCGUGCCACAGAACAACAACCCAGAGAAUCUGAAGUCGCGUUAGUCCACCUCCGGCCCCGGCCCGAGAGCCGGCGCCAGCGGCCGUCGAAUGCCAACGACAAAGUCAUCAGACUUCGCAGCUCGCAGCCGUACACAGGGGACGCGGAGUGUCGGGCGGUGUUCCGCACCAAGCACGAGAUGGUGAAGCAUUUCAAGUUAGUGAACUGCGGGGAGGAAGAGGGAGGUGGAGUGGGGGAAUGCGCGGGUAGAGCAGUGAGCCUGAGGGGGGAGGGGUGA